AUGACUUCAUCUUUCAACCAGACCUGUGAUCCAGUUGUCCCGUCACUCAACCCUUUCUUUGUACUGGUCUACAGUCUGGUGUUUCUGGUAGGUUUACUCCUCAAUGGCUUCAUCCUAAAGUUUUACAUUGGUCAAGCUCAGCAGCAGGAGUCAAACAGUUUGAUGGUCUACCUGAAGAACCUGACAGCUGCUGACGUCCUGCUCUGCCUCUCUCUGCCACUGCGCAUCACCCACUGUGGUAGCAAGUCACUCAUCAUUCGAAGGCUCUACUGCAGCUUUGGAGCUUCUGCUGUCUAUGUCAACAUUUAUGCCAGCAUCAUAUUCAUGUGUUAUAUCGCUGCCAACAGGUAUCUGAAGAUCGUCCAUCCUUCAGGAACUCAUGUCCUGCAGUCACUGCGAACUGCGCACAUCAUCUCCAUGGUCACCUGGGUUUGUCUCCUGGCUCCAUCAGUUACAUACGCCAUCGUCUUUUUCAUCACCCAGAAACCUCUGACGUUUACCCCCAGCCACUGUGGGGCCCUCUUUAGUGUAUCGAUCAGCCUGUUCUUCAAAAUCCUCCACACCCUCUGCACCAUCAUCUUCCUCUUGGUCUUCAUAUCCCUGGUCUUCUUUUACUACAGCAUCUCCCGCAGGGUGUUGCAGGCACAGCAGAGGCAGCUGGCCUCCUCCAAUGCUAAGAAGCUGGUGAAGUCUCGCAGGAACAUGUUGGUGCUGGUCAGCAUCUUCUGUGUUUGUUUUGUCCCCUUUCACCUGGUUCGACUUCCUUAUGCUUUUCUGUGGAACAGCUGCUCUGUUGGUUCAGUGUUGUACUACCUGAAGGAGGCAGCCAUCAUGCUGUCAGUUUUCAACAUCUGUCUGGACCCUGUUGUUUACUUUUUCCUCUGUAAGACUUUUCGAGCCCAGGUGAGAAAGAUGUCCAGGAGAGUCGAUGAUCCAAACGAACAAGCAAACAGACCAGAAGAGUGA
Messenger RNA from Pundamilia nyererei, 966 nucleotides. RefSeq names its product P2Y purinoceptor 14-like. The transcript has 3 exons. Bases 1 to 966 code for a protein of 321 amino acids. The record is from RefSeq and is a predicted model, not a curated record. Gene Ontology annotation, cellular component: membrane. NCBI's taxonomy places the organism in Eukaryota, Metazoa, Chordata, Actinopteri, Cichliformes, Cichlidae. Gene Ontology annotation, biological process: G protein-coupled receptor signaling pathway. Gene Ontology annotation, molecular function: G protein-coupled purinergic nucleotide receptor activity.